AUGGCAUCUUCAAGUAGCAAUCGCGAGGCCUCUGUCUUUACGCUUGCUAGCGACUAUCUAAAAUCCCCUGAAGAACUACCGAGCCUGUAUGUGACGUUCAUUGUUGGCACCAAAGAUAUCCAGCAACCCUUUAGGCUACAAAGAAGUGUCGUCUGCACCAUCUCGCCGGUCCUGAACGAGAUCUUCAAAGACUUUACAGAGAUCUUGAGAAUAGAAGACGUCGAGAAGGAAGUGUUUGAAUAUCUUUCUGUUUGGGUAACCACUGGACAACAUCAAAGCGUUCACGAUGAGUCCAGGAAGUUACUUGGCGGAAGAGCAGCUCCGGUUGGGUUUCCAGCUCCUGUGACCCUCGUGAAGGUUUGGAGAUUGGGAGAGCGAUUCCGAAUCCCCGAGUUCCAGAACAAUACGAUGAGAUUACUCUACGCUGUGUUAGAUAUAACAGCUUCGCAGAAUACCAUCAUCAGUGUAGUCGAAUUCGCUUGGCAUGAUAGAGAGCCCGACAUGUUGAAGAGCUUGUUCGUUAACAAGUUUGCAUACUGCUGGUGGAGUGGAUAUGUUCGAGAAUUGUUGCCUCACCUUCCAUCAACCAUGGUUUUUGCCAUCGUCGACCAAUUGAAACGUGGCGGUGAAGCAAAGAGAGAUAUUAGGGACUUGAGGAAAAGUGUUGAGGCAUUCUUCGUGAAAUAG
Drepanopeziza brunnea f. sp. 'multigermtubi' MB_m1 is the source of this 687-nucleotide messenger RNA. RefSeq lists its product as uncharacterized. The record is from RefSeq and is a predicted model, not a curated record. Lineage: Eukaryota; Fungi; Ascomycota; Leotiomycetes; Helotiales; Drepanopezizaceae.